Messenger RNA from Dermochelys coriacea (leatherback sea turtle), 2520 nucleotides. RefSeq names its product PLAC8 like 1 (gene PLAC8L1). The coding region runs from base 667 to 1206 and encodes 179 amino acids. The transcript is spliced from 6 exons. Lineage: Eukaryota; Metazoa; Chordata; Testudines; Dermochelyidae. The record is from RefSeq and is a predicted model, not a curated record.
UUUCAACUUUGAGCAUUUUUUUACUUUAAAAAACCCCAACCCAUUUUUAAUUGAAAAAUCGAAUUUUUUGUUUCAAAGAGGUCGAAACAAGAGAUUCUGAUUUCCCGCCCCCUUCAUCCCCCCCGAAUUGUUUAAAGGCUCUUUCAGCCAAAUCAGUUUGGCACAAUCUACAGGAAUUCACGAAAGGUUGACCCAAAUUUUUCAUGUUUUUGCAACAGAAAAUGGCUGAGAAAGUCACUCGGCUGUACUUGGCACCAUUCUUCUGGACAUGACAGAGCAUGUGAAGAAGUAUGGGCUUUACUGCUGCUGUGCCAUAGACAACCAGGCUACCUCCUCACGCCUCUUUAACUAGGGCUUGUCAGUAAGAAAAUGAACUAUUUUAACUGUGCAAUUACAGUGCCUGCUGAAUGCUUGUCAUCACAGCGGUAGGAAUCUGCUCUGAAGUGUGUAUCUGCUGGAGAGGGAAUUCUAACUUUGUGCCCUGGUUGCUGUAAGUAUCCAGCGAGACUUGCAUACCAAGCCCCCUAUGUUUGUCUGUUGGGACCCCAUUGUGACAUCAGGCCUGAGCAUGCAAUGAUGUCAUCAACAUUCAGCUGUGAACAACCUUGAGGCACUUCUGAAUUCAACAGAGAAGGAGAAUUUUUCUCUCUUUCCCCUCAACCCCAAAUGAACCACUUGGGAAGUCGCUGCUUCAGUGAGACUGAGGAGGCCUCAUGGCCCGAGAUCCAAGCGCCACUUCUCCUUUCCCUAAUAACACCUGAAGAUGGGACUUUUUUUCUUUCUGCCCUACGGAACAAAAAGGCAACAGAGCCUGUGACAACUCAGCCGACCCACAGGGUUGGCAUGUCCACCAUCACAACAGUCACACGGACCGGAGGAGACUGGACCACUGGCCUUUUUGGUAUCUGCAGUGACAAGAGUGUGUGUGUCUGUGGUGCCUUGUGUAGUCCAUGCCUAGAAUGCAACCUUGCAAGGCACUAUGAGGAGUGCCUGUGUUUCCCAUUGCUGCCAGGUUCCACCUUAGCGUUGAGAGUCGGCGCCAGAGAGAAAUACAAGAUACGAGGAACCCUGUGUGAAGACUGGAUGGCAGUUCAUUGCUGCUGGCCUUUUGCUGUUUGCCAAGUGGCCCGAGAGCUGAAGAGGAGGGCAACGACCCAGAUCUAUGAAAUAAACACUGCUUCUACAGCUAAAGAUACCCUAGUUUAAAAAUUCCCAGCCAGAAAGCUUGCUUCAUGAUACUUUAUUUUUAGAAAUAAAAUGCAUUUUGUCUUACAGCAAAGGCUCUCUAAUAAUCCUGCAGGGCUGUGUAUGUUAAACCGUGAUAUAACACCUAACUGGCUCAGCUGCAAAUUUCCACAGUGCAACCAUAUUAUGUGGUUCAAUGAUCUAGGGCCUGCUCUGAAGUAUGGCGCCGUUGAUGACCUCUUUCUCUGGGCACAGGGAUCUGGAAUCCUAAUGCAAAGCAUUUUGCAUGCAAUUCCUUAGCAAAGCAGCAGUGGCAAAAUCACUGCAACUGAAAAGAUUAUAGGGAAAUAGGAACACAUUUAAGGGAGGAAGCACAGUGCCGUGAAUAGGGCAUGAAACUGGAAGUGGAAGGAAAUGGGUUCUUUCUCUAACAACUCAGUGUGACCUAAGCAGCUCACUUAGUCUCUCUGUGAUUCCAUUUCCCCAUCUCCUAAACAUGAGACUAAUGAUACUCACCCUCCUUUUGAAAAGCACUUUGAGAUCCUUGGAGGAAAAUUCUCUUAGUACUAAGUAUUAUUAAUACAGUCCUUUGUAGAUUACUGCAGUUUUGCUGGAGGCAAAGAAGGGAGAUAGAUCUCCCUUUAAUUGGGUGUCAAAAUGGUGAUGGGUAGAGGGAGACAGCCAUGAUAGUCCUAGCUAGAGUCCCAAACUCAAACCACAUUCCCAGAGUAGCUGGGAAAGGAAUGCCUGAAUUCAGAGUAGAUCUGCUAAGUCCCCUGAAACCAGCACUAAAAUAAUUCUCCUGUACAAAAUAAUUCCUUUCAUGCAGGCUACUGGAAAGAUUAGAAGUAGAAUUCAGUUCAAAUAAAUGAAAAUAAACAUUGUUUUAUUGUUUCAUGCAAAAACAAAUUUCAUGGCAACACAAAAUCUUUUACAGAAUGGAAUCAUAUACAUAUUUGGCAUUGAAAACUUGACCAACAUCUAUACUUUCCAUCUGCUGACCUCCACCAUGCUGAUGAGCUAAUUUUUGCAGUGCACUCAUUCUGAAACCCAGUCUGUCAAUUACUUUUCCAGUGUAUAAGGUGCAGUACUCCACUCAAGUCAAGGUAACUUUUUUUUUUUAAUUGAUCUACAGACAACAAACCUAAACAUUAGAGUUAUAAACUUAAACAAGUAAAUUUGUAGUAACUUAGAGCAUUCUAAAACCAGAGCCUUUCAACUGAUGUAAUACAAAAUAAAUACCUCAGUGGUUAAUACAAAACAGAAGAUGAAGAUACGUUUUGUUCAUCAACUUUUCACUUCUUCCUCUUGAGGAAAGUGAGUUAAAUUGAAAAA